AAGUGCAAAUCAUCCUCCCCUUUCUGAUCAAAAUUUGCAAACGUUCAUCUACACCAGCGUCCAUACUACUACGUGGCUCACUAUGAGGGAACUUGGCAUAAUUUUGUUCAUUUUUGCUGUAAACCACAACAUUCAGGCCCAAACAACAAAAUCAGCGGCCUGCAGUCUAGAGCCAGAUGAAGGGACAGGACCUGAGGCCAACGUUAGGUCUUUAAUGUACUACAAUGCAGAAAAAGACAACUGUUUUCCGUUCCGAUACUUUGGGAGUGGUGGGAAUGCAAACCGUUUCAUGACAGAGAAGCAGUGCAUGCGAAACUGUUCACACAGAGCUGAUGAACUGUUUCCUAUGGACGAAAGACGAGCUUGCUAUCUUCCAAAAAAGCCAGGGGAAUGUGUAAGUCGCUAUCAACGUUAUUACUACAGUCCUGAACACAACAAAUGCAUGUCUUUUUCCUGGACCGGCUGUGUGGGCAACGGAAACCGAUUCCUCACACUAAACUUGUGCAAUGCCACAUGUUACAAUGCAGCAGAUGAAGGCCCUGAGGAACAUUCUGGUGAAUCAAUCGGAAUUAUCUUGGGUGUUGUGUUUGGUCUUAUUGGUGCCGUUAUUCUCAUUGUGGUGAUUGUCUUUGCUGUCAAGAAAAAGCCUAGAUCAAAGAAACAUGGGAAAAAAGAGGAAAAGUCUGCAGAGCAACCACUGAAAGAGCAGGCCAUUGAGAUGGGAGGAGGAGAAGCAAAACCAGCCACUCUUGAAGUUUCUACAGGCCAACCCUAAAUUUUUAGCCACAAAUGUACAUUGAAACUUUUAGCCAAUCAUUGUUUGCAUAAAAAAAAGAUGUACAGGUAAAAAUGUUUGACUGUAAUAAAAAGGUACAUUCAUAAUAUUCCUGUAGUUUAUUUACUUGUACAUUAUACUUGUGUCUAUAUUUGGAAGGCCAUUUCUAAUUUGCAGUGUUUUAUAUGUCUGCUAACCUGGCCAUAUCACAAUAAACAUAUAAAGUAG
Molecule: messenger RNA, 1003 nt
Organism: Carassius carassius (crucian carp)
Lineage: Eukaryota; Metazoa; Chordata; Actinopteri; Cypriniformes; Cyprinidae
Product: BPTI/Kunitz domain-containing protein
Exons: 6
Coding region: 83-775 (230 amino acids)
Molecular function (GO): serine-type endopeptidase inhibitor activity
Source: RefSeq, a predicted model, not a curated record